GCGUGCUAAAAAAGACCAACAGACUCAAGCUUGGAGAAUCUCACUGCGGGAACUUGAAACGAAUGCGGGAGUGUUACGCGCUGUGAGCAAACUCGUGAACUAAAUCGUUUUGGGUUUGUUUUGUUUGCUAGUGUUUCCGUUUGGUAGUGUACACAAUACAACUUGCAGGACUCUCGGGAUCAGCCAGAUUCAAUUGAAAUAAAACAUUAUUUUGCAAAGAAAACCUGACCUGCAUCUGGCAACCAGGUACUCUGCUCCUUUGAUCUUGAUAACAUAUAGUGGAAAACUGUUAUAGAAUAAAAGUUGGAGAAUAGAAUCCUACUUAGCCCUGAAAAUACUGCUGGGCCAAAGAGGAAUUAAUCAUGGCUUCCACGCUGCUUACACGUCAGAUUGUGAACACACUACAGCAGCACCUGAAAAUAGUUCUACCAAGGACAAGAUAUAGUAGUCAGGCAGCUGCAAAGAGCAAAGAUGACAUUGAUUACAGUGGCCCUUUGAUGAAAACAGAAGUGCCUGGACCAAGAUCAAGGGAGCUGUUAAAAGAAUUGAAUACAAUCCAGAAUGCAGAUGCAGUUCAUUUCUUCUGUAAAUAUGAAGAGAGUCGAGGCAACUACUUGGUGGAUGUGGAUGGAAAUCGACUGCUGGACUUGUACACCCAGAUAUCUUCAAUUCCAUUAGGAUACAACCAUCCUGCUUUGGUCAAAGUGCUGCAAGAUCCCCAGAAUUUGAGUGCUUUUGUAAACAGGCCUGCCCUUGGAAUUUUGCCUCCAGAGAACUUCCCCGGAAAUUUGACAGAGUCCUUGCUUACUGUAGCACCUAAGGGUCUCAAACAAGUACAGACGAUGGCAUGUGGUUCCUGUUCCAAUGAAAAUUCCUUCAAAGCCAUUUUUAUCUGGUAUCGAAAUAAAGAAAGGGGACACUGUGAAGCCUCAAAAGAGGAAUUAGAAACGUGCAUGAUUAACCAGGCCCCCGGCUGCCCAGAAUUCAGCAUUCUGUCCUAUAUGGGAGGCUUCCAUGGAAGAACAAUGGGUUGCCUAGCUGCUACACAUUCAAAGCCUAUUCACAAGUUAGAUAUCCCAUCAUUUGAUUGGCCAAUCGCCCCAUUUCCCAGAAUGCAGUAUCCCCUGGAGGACUUUGUCAGGGAAAACAAAGUAGAAGAGGCACGAUGCUUGGAAGAGACAGAGGACCUCAUUGUCAAAUAUAGAAAGAAAGGCAAGCCUGUAGCAGGAAUUAUCAUUGAACCAAUCCAGGCAGAAGGUGGAGACAACCAUGCCUCAGAUGACUUCUUCAGAAAACUAAGAGACAUUGCCAGAAAGCAUGGCUGUGCAUUCAUGGUGGAUGAAGUCCAGACUGGAGGAGGUAGCACUGGGAAGUUCUGGGCCCAUGAACACUGGGGACUACAAGAUCCUGCCGAAAUUGUAUCAUUCAGUAAAAAGAUGCUGUCUGGUGGCUACUUUUACAAAGACGAACUGAGGCCUAAUAUUCCAUACAGGAUUUUUAACACUUGGCUAGGCGAUCCUUCCAAAAAUAUACUUCUGGCUGAAGUGCUUAAUGUUAUUAGGACAGAAGACCUUUUAGCCAAUGCUGCCCAUGCAGGGAAGGUCCUAUUGGAUGGCCUACUGGAGCUCCAGGAUCGGUAUCCCCAUCUUAUAAGCAGGGCCAGAGGACGAGGGACUUUUUGUGCUUUUGACUGCCCUAAUGAUGCAGCUAGGAACCAGCUAAUUACAAAAUCACGAAACCAAGGUGUUGUUAUUGGAGGCUGUGGUGACAAGUCAAUCCGCUUUCGUCCUUCUCUCGUAUUUAAACAGCAACAUGCCCAGCUGUUCCUCAACAUUUUCAAUGACAUUCUGGCCAACUACAAGUAGAGGCAGCUUUGGCACUCAGAAGGUAUUCAACCAACAACAGCGAAAACUAGCAGCAGUAGAAGGAUUGUCUUGUCUGACGUACAUCCAUUUUAAUGAAGUAUUAAUCAGAGUUCGGCACAAGAGCCGUAUAACUUGUUCGAAAUGAAGUGGAAAAAUUGAAGGAAAUUCCUAGAUAGAAUAAUUUAUCUUUAAAUAAAAACUAUGAAGCUGGCAGGAUUUAACCUUCCCUUUUAAUCUUGGCGAUUUUUAUCACUAGCAUAAUCAAAGCAUUUGUUUUAUUGCAUUUACUGUGACUACAUGUUAUUGCGCUCUCCUUCUGCUUAUGAAAUACUGAUAUCAUCUGGCAUAUGUGGAGCCUUGAAGGCCAUAAAAACAGAAUAAUCUAGAUUCCUUGCAGGAGGGUUAUUGAAUCAUGAAGGGUCAUCCCCAUUAUGUUGAAAGUUGAUCCACUUCACACUGUAUCACUUACAUUAAGGAAAGAAGAAAGUAUGAAAUGGUUAAGUAGAGGAAGGAAGUGGAGGGACAUCAAGUUGCAGUUAGCACAAGUUGUAUUGACUGUGAGGUAACAUACGUUAUUAGUGCUCGGUAAUUAUUUGUGACGGUCACAAUAGCCAUGAACAGCAGAGAAAAGGCAGAAUACAUCACCAUAAUGGUUCUGUAUCAGAAAGAGAACCCUAGUGAUGUGUUGUCAGGAAAAGCCAUGGGUACCUUGUACCUUAUCUGCAGAUUCUUUCUUCUGAAAAUGUCAGUCUAAGUGACAGUGACACUCUUCACUCUUUUUACUUGUCAUUUACAAUAAUACUUUUGAGUCAACAAGCAGUUCCAACAUUCUGAAACAUGCUGUUUGUGAAAACAAGCAACCCUUUCAACAUAUGCACUGCUGCAGAAUCUUGAGAUAUUAUUUUUAAACAAAUGCACAAUUAUUCAUUAUCAUCUUCUUAUCUGAAGAAAUAAAAUAAAGUAAAUGAAAAAAUAUAGAUAUGCAGGCAGUGUCCUGUCAAAAGUUUCUUAAUAUGUAGUAGUGCAAAAAGUGUGUGAACCAGCCUUGUAUUUCUCUGGAAGUACGUGAAAGUCUGUGUCAUAUGUUGUAUAACUCACAAUCAGUUUCAUGUUUUAGUCUGACACAUUGUAGCAAUGGAAAAUGAGCCUUCAUAACUUUAGCAUACCCAGCAAAAGCCAUCUUAGGUGACAUAUUUGAAAAUUUUGUUUGUUUACAGUGGUCUGUGGACAGUGCCAAAUAAAUGUGAAGAGGUAACGUCUGUCAAGAUAACAGUAAUAACUUUUAACAUUUAUGAAUAAUUGCACACAAAUCUGUUUAUGCACUACAUAUACUUACUGACAGUGUUAAUCAAUGUUAAAUAAACAGAACAUUUUGCUCUA
Protopterus annectens (West African lungfish) is the source of this 3245-nucleotide messenger RNA. RefSeq names its product 4-aminobutyrate aminotransferase (gene ABAT). The record is from RefSeq and is a predicted model, not a curated record. Gene Ontology annotation, biological process: GABA catabolic process. The transcript has 18 exons. Lineage: Eukaryota; Metazoa; Chordata; Ceratodontiformes; Protopteridae. Gene Ontology annotation, cellular component: mitochondrion. Bases 363 to 1865 code for a protein of 500 amino acids. Gene Ontology annotation, molecular function: pyridoxal phosphate binding.